CAGCUUGAGUUUUGUAUAGUAUUUCAUUCUUUAAUUAAAAAAAAAAAAUUUUGUUUUUAACACAUGUGACCUGGCACUGUCCUGAACCUGCAUUCUCUAUUUUUGUUAAGUUUUAAAAUUCUUUUAUGUAUACCUUAAAUUAGACAUUAUAACUGUUGUUUUAUAUUGUUUACCUUUACACAUAUAUUAAUCAAGUUAUUUGAUCACCAUGUUCACUCACUUCUUACAGCUUUUAAGGAAAUAUUCCCUCUUGUUUGGCAUGAUUCAUUAAGAAAUUCUUUUUGAAAGCUUGACAAACUCCUUUACUUUUUAUCUGCAAAUGUCUUUGUUUUGGCUUGCUCUUGGGGAGUAAUUUCCCCUUUCUCUCAAGGUAUACCAUUACCAUUUAGGUGAGUAGUUAUUUUCUCUUAGCAUUUUGAAGGUAUUAUCUUCCAGCUUCAUUUGAGCUAUUGAGAAGUCAUCUAUCAAUCUAAAUGUCAUUUCUUUGUAAGUGAUCUAUCCUUUUACUUGGGUAGUUUUUAACACCUCUUUCUCUUCUUGUACUUCAGUUUCAGUAUAAUACAUCUGGAUUAUAUUAUAUAUAGUAUGGAUUUCUGUUUAUUUUCAUUUCUUUCUUGUAUCUGUGGAUUCAAGUCCUUGAUCUAUUGUGGAAAACUAUUAACCAUAUAUAUACAUUUGAUUGUUAUUUCUUUUUCAUUCUUUCUAGCCUUUCAUUAUUGUGCCAAGUUCUAAGCUAAAUGAUUUGCUUAUAUUGUCUCAUUUAAUUCUCACAAGUGCACUUUUUACAUAUGAGAAUACGGAAACUCUGAGAAAGACAUUAAUUAACUUGCUCAUGGUUAUCUGCUUAGUGAACCUAACAGUCUUGCUUUGAGUGAUUGUUCUUUUUUUUAAGUUUAUUUAUUUAUUUUGAGAGAGAGAGAGGGAGGAAGGAAGGGAGGGAGGGGGGAUAGAGAGACAGAGAGAGAGGGAGAGAGAGAGAAUCCCAAGCAGGCUGUGUCCUGUUUCACAGAGCCCCAUGUGGAGCUCCAUCUCUUGAACUGUGAGAUCAUGACCUGAGCUGAAAUCAAGAGUCGGACGCUCAACUGACUAUGCCACCCAGGCACCCCUGGAUGAUUGUUCUUAACCAAAGAAUACAGUGCCCUCUUCCCUACCACCACCCCUAAAAGCCAAAAGCAAAAUAAUGAAAUGGAAAGAAACUCAGUGGUUAUCUCAUCUAACCCUGUAGGAUAUGUAGUCUUUAAACACUUUAAUAGUUUAAGAGAGAAGGCCAUUAAUAUAAUUUUGAAUACAUUGAAAUUAAGAAACUUUGGAGGCAUAUAUCUUUGAUAGUUAGCUUACUCUCAGUUAUAACAAACAUAUCCUUGGUUCAUUUUGUGCAUUUUCUUUCUUUACCUAGAAGAAAUGACUUUCAGUUGAUAGUGGUAUUAGGGAGUUUAAUCUCCCAGAGGUGUUCAUUGCUAUCUUGUUAUUACUGUUUUUAAGCUCUUUCAUUGAAUCGAAGUAGGAAAAGAUUGAGCCCCAUGUUGGGCUCUGUGCUUGUCAGCACAGAUCCUGUGUGGGAUUCUCUCUCUCCCUCUCUCUAUGCCCUUCCCCACUCAAAAUAAAUAAAUAAAUAUACAAUUAUAAAAAUAAAGAAACUGCAUGAUUUCUUAUUAGGGAAAAAGGAGAAACACUAAUUGAAAGUAACUGGUUUUUCUACAGUAAGACUGCAAAGAGUGGGUGUUUUGUGACAGUUAAAAAAAAAUCAAAUACCGUUAAGAAUUGUUAAAAUAUAGAAGCUUUUUAUCCUCUCAUAUAAGACUUUUGUAAUAUAUUCAUCAUCAUUUUCAGCUACAUUUCAUUAAACCAUACCUUUCAGCUGCAUCAUAAAAACCAGAAAAUUAAGAGUUUUUCGGGCUCUAGUUCAAAUGUAAUAUUUUAAUUUGAAUAGGCAAAAUUAUAAUUACUUUCUUAGAGUUGGGCUGUUAUUGAAUUGAUUUAUAAUAGUAUAUACAUAAUAUAAGUCUACUAGAGUAUAAGCUAGUUGGGGCAAACAUUGUGGCUUUUAAUUGUCUACAUUCCUAAUGCCUACCAAAGUUCCUAUUACAUAGGAAACCCAUAGGAAAUGUUUUAUUUACUAAAUGAAUACUCCAAAACCCUUUGUGACUAAUAUAAUUACAAGUGACACAUAACUAGAUAUGUGAAUAUUAGUCAUGUUUGUUCAUAUUAAAAGAUUCAGUUUUAUAAAGUUAUAUAGAUUUUUAUAAAAUCUUAAUCUUAGUGAAGGAACUUUAGAGAUUAUUUAGUCCAAUUCCAUGUUAAUGCUUAUAGUAAUUAAUUAAUAAAUACUGAUUUUGGAUAAAAUGAUUUGAUUUUUGUAAAAGGUAGAAUUCAAGGUAGAAAGAGAAAUUACUACCAAAAUAAAGAAAAUAGAAUUUUAAUGUAACUUACAAGCUUCUUGAACUCACAUAUUUUAGGGAGAGAAGUAGAAGACAAAAUUUAAGCAUCACAAAGGCUUCAAUCAAAGGCCAAUAACAUUGAGCAUUUUGAAAUGGGAGUUAUAGAUAGUUUAGCAUUUGUUAUUAGUCAAGUUUUUUUGUCCCCCAAGAAAUUAAUUUUUAAUCUAAUGUUCAAUAUUGAUUCUUUCUUUUACACAUAGCAGCUUUAUGAAGCUGAAAUGGGGAUUAUUUAGCAUGUAUUCAUUAAAGAAAAUUGAAGAAAUUUUCUUCUUAAGCAUGGGAUCACAUUGUCAGUGCCCUCUGUAGGCUAUGAAAUCCUAGUGGUAGGAAAUAUAUAUGUGGGUAAAUGUUAAAAGAAUAACAUUUCUAAUUUCCAAAAAAUCUAAACUUUUUUUUGUUUUGUUUUGUUUUUAAGAGAGGGAGAGAGAGAAUUUUAAGCAGUCUUCACACCCAGCACAGAGCUGACACAGGGCUCCAUCCCACAAACCAUGAGAUCAUGACCUGAACUGAAAUCAAGAGUCAGACGCUUAACCUGCUGAACCACCCAGGGGCCCCAAUAAUCUAACCUUUUAAUAAUAAAAUAAUCAAAUUUGGGAACUGCAAAAACACAAAGAAGAAAAUAAAAAAUUUCUGCAUCCCUUCCAUUUAUAAAUAAUCAUAACAUUUUGCUGUAAUUCCUUCAGUUUUGUUUUCUCUCUGCUUAUAUGUGCACGUAUGUAAAUAUUUUACAAACCUUGGAUCAUACUGUAAGAAGUCUUUUCUUCAUUGCCUUUUUCAACUUUAUGAACAUUUUUCCCAUGCCAUUUAAAUAGUUAUACAAUUUGCUGUUGAAUGCCCGUAUCAUAAAAUAUGACUAAUCUCCAACAGUUGGCCAUUAGUUAUAUAUGAUUAUAUCAUGAGUAGUGUUAUGCUGAGCAUCAUUUUGUGUAAAUUUUUCUACAUGAUUACUACUUUUUAGGAUAAAGAGAAUGGGAUUUUAAAUCAUAUGUUGAUUGUGGUACUUGCACAAUCAGCUGUACUUUUAUUUUAUCUUGCAGCUAUACUUCUGCAGCUAUACUUUUAUCUUAAAUAUUACCAAAUUAUAUCUUUAAAUAAAUAUUUAUCUUGGUGAUAAGAUUUAAUGCAAGGUUUAAAUGUAAAGAAGGAAGCUUGUAUUUCUUCAUAACUAAAAAUUUGAUUACACAUGUUAUCAUUAAUGUUUAAGAUUCCCUGAGGAGAAUAUUCUAGUACAGAGGAACAGAAGCUGUACAGUCAGGGCACAGUUAGCCCACUGUGAUAAAAUAUGACUCUGUGCUACCUUUUAAAUAUAUUAUUUGUCAUGGCCUUAGAGUAUAAACAAUUGGGUUUAUAGUAUUAGUCUAUGUGUCAGACUAAGCACCUUAAUUAGAUUAUCUCAUUUAAUUUUUACAGUGUUGUAUGAACUAUAAGUAGUAUUUUUUUUAAACAUUUUUUUUAAUGUUUGUUUAUUUUUGAGAGACAGAGACAGAGUACGAGUGGGGGAGAGGUGGAGGGAGGUAGAUAAAGAAUCCAAAGCAGGCUGCAGACUCUGAGUUCUUAACACAGAGCCUGACAUGGGGCUCGAACCCACGAACCGUGAGAUCAUGACCUGAGCCAAAGUUGGAUGCUUAACCAGCUGAGCCACCCAGGUGCCCUAGUAUUUUAUUUUAUAAAUGAGGAAUUCUGAUUGUUAGAAAUUUUGCCAGAGUUCAUACAAAGUAUAAGGGGUAAAACCUCUAUUGGAAUGUGGGAACUCUGGCUCUAAUAUCUGCAUUUGUAAACAUGUACAAUGGGAAUGUAUGUUGCUUAAUACUACUCUCUUCCUUACUCUUAAAGUUUAUUUUCUGAUAUUUAUCUCCUUUCAUGGAUUAUCUUCAUUAGCAAAAGGUGAAAAGUUUACUAUGUGUAAUAUAUAUAUGCAUACACAUGUGUGUAUGUAUUCAGAUGUGAAUAUAUACCUGCAAGCACAAUUUAAUAUUAAACUUUUGAUAUUAAAAUAAUGGGGCGCAUAGGUGGCUCAGUCGGUUACGUGUCUGACUUCGGCUCAGGUCAUGAUCUCGCGGUUCGUGAGUUCGAGCCCCGCGUCAGGCUCUGUGCCUGGAGCCUGCUUCAGAUUCUGUGUCUGCCCUUCCCCUGCUCAUGCUCUGUCUCUCUCUGUCUCUCAAUAAUAAAUAAACAUUAAAAAACUUAAAAAAUACUAAAAUAGUUACUUUGUAGAUCCUAGGUUAUAGAAUGAUAUUUAUUGAAUGAAAUCUUGUUUCUGGCUAUAAUUGAAGUAUAAUUAAAAUACAAAUUUAGGGGCACCUGGUUGGCUCAGUGGGUUAGGUGUCUGACUCUUGGUUUCAACUGAGGUCAUAAUCUCACAGUUUGUAAGUUUGAGCCCCACAUCGGGCUCUGCACUGAGGUGUGUGGAGCCUGCUUGGGAUUCUCUCUCUCUCUUUGCCCCCCUACCCUGCUAGUGCUUGGGCAUGCGCGCUCUCUUUCUCUCUCAAAAUAAAUAAACUUUUUAAAGAUACAAAUUUAGCUGUCUCUCUCUCUUAAACUAUUUUAGUAAAACAGAUUUUGUUAUUUCUUCCUAAGAUUAAUAUGCAACUGUAUUAUACUAGAAGUAUUUAUGUGUAAUCUAAAAUUAUUCUUUAGUUUUAAGACAGUAUUUUUAUUAUUGUUAAGAUGGACAAUAAUUUGUCCUUAUAAAGCCUUUCAAAGAAUAAAAGCUUUAAUUGUGAAUUUAUCUUGAGUAGAAAUAUUCCAGAUAAGAAACUAAUAUAGUUCAGGGAUAUAUGUAGGGUAGUUUUUACUAGUAAUUUAGUAAUGUGUUUCUUUUUUUUCUUCUUUAGCAGUUACAAGAAGGGCAAUGGUGAUUUCUCUUGACUAAGGUUUAUUCCUUUGAAUAUAAAACAUUAUUUUCAGGACUAUAGCCAUAGGUUUUGGUGGUGGUGGUAGGGUUUUGAUAGACAUUUGCUGGAUAAGAUGCUCUUGACACCAGUAUAAAUCCAUUUUGUUUUAACAUUUCUAUAAGGGCAACAGAGUAUAGAAAAUAUACUCAUUGCUAUUUGGAGUACUUUGUGACAAAUCUGGAAUCUUUGCUCAUGCUUUUAUGUAGUUCCAUAACAAGGUUAUUUUUAAAACAGCAUAUAAAACUGAAAUUCCAACAUUAAUUGGAUUGACACUUUUAGUUGUAAUUUUACACCUCCAGUUGUAAAUCUUGAGGAAAUUGGCAUUAGACUUCAACAUAUCCUGUUUUCAGUAGGUUAAUGUUCUCAGUAUUAUAUCGUAUUGAGGAAAAGGAAAAGUAUUUAGUGUUUAAAUCUCUUCAGGGUACAUAACUUGAUCAUUGCUCUCUUGAAAAUCUUAGCCAUCAAUUACCAAUUCAAAUGUCUGUGCCCUUGGCUCUGUAAUCUCCCUGGCAUUGUUGUGUUAGAGCAUUAUUAUCUUUUACAGGGACAUUGUAAUGCUUCCACACUAUCCUUCACAUUACUGCUAGAUUAAAAUUUCUACAGGUUAGCUCUGAUCCUGCCAUUGCCAAACUUCAGUGUACAGAAUGAUUUCCAGUUGCCCAGUGUGUUUUCUUUGGCUUAACAUUUCAGUCAUGUUUUGGUGAUUUCAUCUUCUGUCUACUUUUUCAGGUUUAUCUCCCAUUCUUUUUUUUUAAAUUCCCAUUCAUUUCUUGGCAUUACACUAAGCCAAAAUGUUCCUUAAAUAGUCCAACGUUAAUAGUACUUUUACAAUUUUGUUUACACUGUUUUCUUUUUCAGAAAUGGCCUCUCCUUGUCUCAUAUUCAAAAUCUAUCAAAUGUUCUCAGUUCUAAUGACUUUUCCAUGAAGGCCUUCAAACCAAGUUUCACUUUGUUUCUUUUUUAUAAAGCUCAUUUUCUCUCUUGUAGUUCCUCUACAUAUUUGUUACUCCUUCUAUUUUUUAACUUUUCAUUUUGGAAAAUUUAAGGAAUACAAAGUAAACAGUAUGAUGUACCCUCAUGUGCCCAUUACCCAGAUACAGCAGGUAUCAUUAUGGCAUUCUUGUUUCAUUUAUAUCUUCCUCUACUGUCCAACAUCUGCUCAGUUAUUGUUAAUUCUUUGAGGUAAAAUUUACAUACAUUAAAAUUCAUAAGUGUUAGCUCUAUAGUGUUGGCAAUUAAGCACACACAUGAACUUCCCUUUACUUCCAUAAUACAGAAUAUUUCUGUCUCUAGAAAGUUUUUCAUGCUUCUUUCCAGUCAGUCUUCCUACUCUGAGGCAAGCACUGUUUAAUUUUUUUCACCAUAUAUUUGUAUCUUUCUUAUUCUUCCAGUGUAAAUGGAAUUAUGCAUGCUCUUUGUGUAAGGCUUCAUUUGCUCAGCAUAAUGUUUCUGAUAUUUAUCCCUUGUUAUUGCUUGUUAUUCCCAUUUUAUUUCUGAGUACUAUUGCCUUGUAUGAUUAUUCUACAAUUUAUCUGUUUAGUUAAUGGACAUUUGUGGUUAUUUUCAGUUUUUGGCUACUGUCAAUACAGCUGCUGUGGAUAUUUGCAUAUGUCUUUUUGUGGAUACAGUUGAUUCUCAUUAUAUGCAUUAGUUAUGUUCUCUAAAGUCACUGUGAACAUUGAAUUAGCUAAUACAGAACCAUUUCUUCUAGAAGAAAUAUAAGAUUAGGUUCCUUUGAGCCUCUGGUCACUGUAUUUUUGUCAAAUGAUCAAAAAGUAACCUUAUUUCAUGUGUGUUUCUGUUUAAAGCCACCUUAUUCAAUAUAUAUAUUGUUGAUUAACACUGAAUUCAUGUCCAACAGCACUACACCUCAUGUAUAUACAUGAAGUUUAUCUAAAAUGUAUUUUUCCUUAAGGCAUAUCAUAGCCUUCUAGCACUUUGGAAUAUAGUAGACUUGGAUUGCGAGUAACUUGUUUUGCAAGACGAGCAAACAUCUCUAAUAAAUUUUAACUUGUUAACAAGUGAUGUUUUGUAAUACGAGUAGUACGUGAUGCUGAAUGUCACGUGGUCACAGUUGAGCCAGUGGUUCUUCUCUCUCUCUCUCUCUCUCUCUCUCUCUGGAAUUGUGGGUGAUUAUCUGCCAUGCUUGGAUGCUUGAUCUCAGGUCGCAGUGUUUGGAGGCAAUCGAUUUUUCAGAACACUGGAAGGUGCCCACAACCAGCACUUGUGUGUUUUUUGUCAUUUCAAAGCACCUAUGGACAGUUCUUUGCUUUUCCAUACAGGAGUAAGCUUAGGAAUGCUUUGCUUCAUUCUAGGUCAGGCUGCCUGCAGAUAUAGACCCUUUCCUCUGCUGCCUUAUUGCCAGUUACAUUAAAUACAAUAUACGACAAGAAUUUAUUAAUACUGUAAUGUAGUCAACAUCCACGUGAGCGUAUACAAUGGCCCCGAUGCAGAAAAAAAUUGAAAAGAAAGGCAGUAAGAAGAAGGAGAUGAUUACAGUGGAAGUUAAGAAGGAAAUCAUAUUUCAUGAGAAAUAUGAACGAUGUAUGUGAGUGGCUGAAAUUGGAAGAUUUUAUAAGAAGUCUACAUUGACCAUUUGCACAAUAUUAAAGUAGAAAGAAGAAAUCAGAGGGCUAGAUGCAGCAAAAGGAGUCACGAGAAUAUCAAAGCAAUGGCUACAUGUUCUGGAAGAUGUAGAAAAGUUGCUUCUGGUUUGGAUAAAUUAGAAGUAAGUAGCAGGUGAUACUGUGACCAAGAACUUUAUCUGUGAGAAGGCAAAGGCCUCAUAUACCAACCGUGUAAGUAAACUGCCAGGUACGUCAACAGAAAACAAAGAAGGCUUCAAGGCAAGUAGGGGAUGGUUUGAUAACUUUAAGAGGAGAAGUGGCAUCCAUACUGUUGUGAAGCACAGAGAGGCCGAGAGUUCAGAUGCUAAGGCAGCUGAGGCGUUCGCUGCCGAGUUCCAGUAGCUCGUGGUUUCUGAGUGUUACCUGUUGGAGUAAGUUUUUAACUGUAAUGAAGACAGGGCUUUUCUGGAAAGAGAUGCCAAAGAGAACCUACAUUACAGGAGAAGAUAAUGAAAUGCCAGGUCACAAGCCCAUGAAAGACCAUCUCACCCUCUUGUUUUGUGCUAAUGCAAGCAGGGAUUUCAAAGUCAAACCCCUGCUCAUGUAUCAUUCUGAGAAUCCGCAAGCCCUCAAGAAACGCAAGGUGCAGAGGAGCCAGUUAAACAUUAUGUGGAGGUCCAACAGCAAGGCUUGGGUCACUUGUAUCUUGUUUGUUGAGUGGAUCAACGAGGUUUUUGGUCCUGCCACUCAAAGCCUUGCUGGUUAUGAAUAAUGCUCCUGCUCAUCCUCCAGGCUUUGAGGAUGACUUACUGGAGGAAUUUGAGUUCAUUAAGGUCAAUUUCCUUCCUCCCAACACCGCACCAAUCCUCCAUCCCAUGGAUCAGCAGGUCAUUUCGAACUUUAAAAAACUUUAUACCAAAGCACUAUUUCAGCAAUGCUUUGAGGUGACCUAAGGAACAAACCUUACUCUCCAAGAGUUUUAGAAAAAUCAUUUCCACAUUGUGAACUGCUUCAAGAUUAUUGAUAAAAGCUAGGAUGGGGUCACCAAGAGAACCUUUAAUUCUGCUUGGAGAAAACUGUGGCCUGAUUGUGUUUUUGGACAUGACUUAGAGGGGCUUGCUUAUGAACAGGCGCCGCCAGUUGUCUGAAAUUGUGUCCUUGGGGAAGACCAUGGGACUGGAGGUGAAUGAGGAUGCCAUUCAAGAACUGGUGGAGGAACAUGGCCAGGAGCUGACAACUGACAAACUGAUGGAUCUGCAUUGUGAGCAACAGCAAGUGGUUAUGGAGGAGAUCGCCUGUGCAGAGGAGGAGAAAAAAUGGUGAAGUGGAGGAAUCCCUCACUUCACAUGAGAUUAGGGAGUUGUGUAAAAUGUGGGAAACUGCAAAAUUUUGUAAAAAAACACCACCAAAUAAGGCUGUAGUAGUGCGAGUGAUUAAUCUGGUUAAUGACAAUGCAAUGUCACAGUUCCACAAAAUCCUCAAAAGGAGGCAAAAGUAAAUGUCAUUGGAUAGGUUCCUUGUUAAAGUUGCAUGAAGGAAAAAGAUUCCAUCAAGCCAACAGAUAGCAGUAAUUCCAUUAGUGAGAGUGAAAAUUGUCCUGCAUGAUAACCCUCUUCUCUCUCAUCUCCCUCACACUAGCCAUGAAGGUUUUCAAAGUGAGUGAUAGUUGCUUCAGGAAUCUUGCAGAAGAUCGCAGUGGGAUAAAUCUCAAAGAUCUCGUACAAGAUCCUUCUUUGUUGGGUGGGACUAUAUCAGCAUACAAGAUAGUACCAGAUGAAAUAGAAGAAAUCAAGGAAACCCUGAUAGAUUGGUGUGAUGAAAAGGAACUUAAUUUGAUAUUAACAACUGGAGGAACAGGGUUUGCACCACGAGAUGUCACUCCAGAGAAAUUCCCAACAUUCCCAUUUUGUGGGCUCCAGAAAGGGGCCACAAAAGAAGUAAUAGAACGGGAAGCGCCAGGGAUGGCCCUGGCAAUGCUGAUGGGAUCACUUAAUGUUACACCUCUGGGCAUGCUCUCUAGGCCUGUAUGUGGAAUCAGAGGUAAAACUCUCAUAAUUAACCUGCCAGGUAGCAAGAAAGGAUCUCAGGAAUGCUUUCAGUUUAUACUGCCAGCUCUACCUCAUGCCAUUGACCUUUUACGUGAUGCCAUUGUAAAAGUAAAGGAAGUGCAUGAUGAACUUGAAGAUUUACCUUCCCCACCACCUCCUCUUUCCCCUCCUCCCACAACUAGCCCCCAUAAGCAGACAGAAGACAAAGGGGUUCAAUGUGAGGAAGAGGAAGAAGAGAAGAAAGACAGUGGUGUUGCUUCAACAGAGGAUAGUUCUUCAUCACAUAUAACUGCAGCAGCCAUUGCUGCCAAGAAGCAUCCAUUCUACACCAGUCCAGCUGUUAUCAUGGCACACGGUGAGCAGCCCAUUCCUGGUCUCAUCAAUUAUUCCCAUCAUGCAACAGACAGUACAGAUGAACGGAUUCCAGAUUCCAUCAUUUCUCGUGGUGUUCAGGUGCUCCCACGAGACACAGCCUCCCUCAGCACUACUCCUUCAGAAUCGCCUCGUGCUCAGGCUACAUCUCGCCUUUCUACAGCUUCCUGCCCAACACCAAAACAAAUUAGACGGCCGGAUGAAAGCAAAGGAGUUGCUAGUAGAGUUGGAUCCCUCAAACUCCAUCGAAAGCUGGAGGAGCUCAGAGAUCACCUAGAAGGCAAUGUGAAAGGAUACUCUCUCAGAGUAAAUGUCCAGUCCAGGUGCAGCAGCAAGGAGAACAUUCUCAGAGCCAGUCACAGUGCUGUCGAUAUCACCAAGGUGGCUAGAAGACACCGCAUGUCUCCUUUUCCUCUAACAUCUAUGGACAAAGCCUUCAUCACAGUCCUGGAGAUGACUCCGGUGCUUGGGACAGAAAUCAUCAACUACCGAGAUGGAAUGGGGCGAGUCCUUGCUCAAGAUGUGUAUGCAAAAGACAACCUACCCCCCUUUCCAGCAUCAGUAAAAGAUGGCUAUGCUGUCCGAGCUGCCGAUGGCCCAGGAGAUCGUUUCAUCAUUGGGGAAUCCCAAGCUGGUGAACAGCCGACUCAGACAGUAAUGCCAGGACAAGUCAUGCGGGUUACAACAGGUGCUCCAAUCCCCUGCGGUGCUGAUGCAGUAGUACAAGUAGAAGAUACCGAACUAAUCAGGGAAUCCGAUGAUGUACGUCAUCACCAGGGCACUGAGGAACUUGAAGUACGAAUUCUGGUGCAAGCUCGGCCAGGCCAAGAUAUCAGACCCAUCGGCCAUGACAUUAAAAGAGGGGAAUGCGUUUUGGCCAAAGGAACCCAUAUGGGCCCCUCAGAGAUUGGUCUUCUGGCAACUGUAGGCGUCACAGAGGUUGAAGUUAAUAAGUUUCCAGUUGUUGCAGUCAUGUCAACAGGGAAUGAGCUGCUAAAUCCUGAAGAUGACCUCUUACCAGGAAAGAUUCGAGACAGCAAUCGUUCAACCCUCUUAGCAACAAUUCAGGAACAUGGUUACCCCACAAUCAACUUGGGAAUUGUGGGAGACAACCCAGAUGACUUACUCAAUGCCUUGAAUGAGGGUAUCAGUCGUGCUGAUGUCAUCAUCACAUCAGGGGGUGUAUCCAUGGGGGAAAAGGACUAUCUCAAGCAGGUGCUGGACAUUGAUCUUCAUGCUCAGAUCCAUUUUGGCAGGGUUUUUAUGAAACCAGGCCUGCCAACAACAUUUGCAACCUUGGAUAUUGAUGGUGUAAGAAAAAUAAUCUUUGCACUACCAGGGAAUCCUGUGUCAGCCGUGGUCACCUGCAACCUCUUUGUUGUGCCUGCACUGAGAAAGAUGCAGGGCAUCUUGGAUCCUCGGCCAACCAUCAUCAAAGCCAGGUUAUCAUGUGAUGUAAAACUGGAUCCUCGCCCAGAAUACCAUCGCUGUAUAUUGACUUGGCAUCACCAAGAACCACUGCCUUGGGCACAGAGCACAGGUAAUCAGAUGAGCAGCCGUCUGAUGAGCAUGCGCAGCGCCAAUGGCUUGUUGAUGCUACCUCCAAAGACAGAGCAGUACGUGGAACUCCACAAGGGCGAGGUGGUGGAUGUCAUGGUCAUUGGACGGCUAUGAUGGUCCCAGAGGGAGAAAGCUUUGAUGCAUGUCCACAUAUCAUUGACUGUAUCCUGUAAUAUGCAACGGCACAGCUAGUUUUUCUGAUCUGGAUAAAAGUUGAUCUGUAUAGUCAACAUCUUGAACUAUAUUUCAAAAGAAUUUAAAUACCUUUUAAAGAAAAAACACCUAAAAAUAAAUCUUAACAGACAACUCUAUUCUGAUUAUAUCAAAGCAAAUUUUUUCUUUCUUGCAAAUUGCUUUGUGUGUUCAAUGCUAGGUCUGAUAGCGAUAGCUUUUAGUAGACAGCAGUAGGUGCCUGCAGAACUUGUGUUUUUCUCAUCUUUAAAAUACAACUAAUUAUGCUCUUAAUCAAGGCUGUCUGCUUAUUUAUACUAGCGUAGGCAACACUUGGAUUUCCCUUCUUAGUAUGCUUCAUAACCGCUUUUCAGAGAGCUUUUGCUUGUUCUUUAUCAUGUAUCGUGUUUAUGUGCACAGUGCCAACAGAAGAGUGACCGGGUGGAGGCCCAGCCCUGCUGCAGGGAGCACCCUCACCUGCAGAGCGCCCGGGAGGCGCCUCACCCCGGUAGCCUCAUGGCACAGUACUCUGGGGCGGUAACUGGAUACCUUUUAUUUGAAUAAACAAACUGGGGGAAAAAUGCUUCCUUAAGUGCUGACAGCCUUUUUAACCAAUACAUUUAAAAUUGUACAGAACAAAAAAUAAAAUCAAAGACUGAUCUUGUACAGAUAUUAGUGUUACCAGCAUUCAUGUGGAAAUCAAAAGCAAAGAAAAAAUAAUGUUAAACAACUCUGUACCAUAACAUUUUCUGUAAUGAUACUGAAACUUAAUGAAUAAAAAAAAUCCUUGAUCAUUAUUUAAAAA
Messenger RNA from Acinonyx jubatus (cheetah), 12855 nucleotides. RefSeq names its product gephyrin (gene GPHN). The record is from RefSeq and is a predicted model, not a curated record. Gene Ontology annotation, cellular component: cytoplasm; postsynaptic specialization; postsynaptic membrane. Bases 9501 to 11993 code for a protein of 830 amino acids. The transcript has 26 exons. Gene Ontology annotation, biological process: establishment of synaptic specificity at neuromuscular junction; gamma-aminobutyric acid receptor clustering; molybdenum incorporation into molybdenum-molybdopterin complex. Lineage: Eukaryota; Metazoa; Chordata; Mammalia; Carnivora; Felidae. Gene Ontology annotation, molecular function: molybdopterin molybdotransferase activity.